Syngnathus typhle (broad-nosed pipefish) is the source of this 3012-nucleotide messenger RNA. It is a transcript of the gene ppm1g, whose product is annotated as protein phosphatase, Mg2+/Mn2+ dependent, 1G. Gene Ontology annotation, cellular component: nucleoplasm. Gene Ontology annotation, biological process: protein dephosphorylation. Gene Ontology annotation, molecular function: cation binding; protein serine/threonine phosphatase activity. The transcript has 14 exons. The record is from RefSeq and is a predicted model, not a curated record. The coding region runs from base 170 to 1990 and encodes 606 amino acids. NCBI's taxonomy places the organism in Eukaryota, Metazoa, Chordata, Actinopteri, Syngnathiformes, Syngnathidae.
UCGUACACCUUCCGUGCUCCUUUCCUCGGCUUCUCCCUUCAUAGCGGCUUAUCGCUUCCACACGUGUAGUCUUUCCUAUGUGAAUCUCCCUCUCCUGAAUCCACGUGUAAGCCCAGCCCGUUGACAGAAUAAUGUUUGCGAUUGUGUGAAGCCAGAGAAACCUGCAACCAUGGGGGCUUAUCUGUCGCAACCGAACACGACCAAAACCUCCUCAGAUGGCGGCAACAGCACCAUGAGCUACGGCUUCUCUGCUAUGCAGGGCUGGCGUGUUUCCAUGGAGGAUGCACACAAUUGUAUCCCAGAUUUUGAUGAGGGGACCGCCAUGUUUUCUGUCUAUGAUGGUCAUGGAGGAGAAGAGGUGGCUCUCUACUGCUCAAAGUACCUUCCUGAUGUCAUCAAGGAGCAGAAGACCUACAAAGAUGGCAAACUACAGAAGGCACUGGAGGAUGCUUUCUUGGCCAUCGACUGCAAGAUCACCACAGAAGAUGUCAUCAAGGAGCUGGUGCAGAUCGCCGGGCGUCCCAUCGAAGAGCCGCCCACUAAAAAAGUGGCAGACGAGGAUGAUGUGGACACAGAAGAGGCUGCUUUACUCCAUGAGGAGGCCACUAUGACCAUCGAGGAACUGCUCCUCCGUUAUGGACAGAAUAAAAAUGCUAACAAGCCAGCCACUGCUGGCGGCGCAACUGUUAAAAAGGCACCGGGCCGGUCUCCGGAAGCCUCUGUACACAAGGGGGAAGGUGAGGAAGGGCCAAAGAAGGAGGAGGCUGUGAACGGAGAGGUGGAAGAGGAGACCAACGGAACAAAGGACAGCAGCGGAACAAAGGACGGCAACGGAACAAAGGACGGCAACGGAACGAAGGACGGCAUCGGAACUAAGGACGGCGAUGGAACGAAGGAUGGCAACGGAGCAGACUGUGGGUCCAAGCUGCGGGCGUGCCGCCGAAGGAUUAGUGAUGAAGGCUGCGUCUCUGCAACUGACUGCGACGGCUCGGGGGGCUCCAAUGGCGAAGAAAAGGCCGCUAUUGCAGAGGUCGACGCAGGACCCUCGUGUUCGUCGUCCUCCAAAACCGAAGGCGAUUCCAAGUCCAAAUUCUUUGAUGACAGUGAAGAGUCUGAACUGGAGGGGGAAGAAGAAGAGGAGGAAGAGGAGGCAAGUGAUGAAGAGGGCGGCAGUGAAGAAGGGGAGGAGGCUGACAGCAGUGACCCAGAAGAAGAGGAUACUGAAGAGGGGGAGGAAGACUCGGAGGAUGAAGAUGAGACAGAAAUGAGUCUACCUGGGAUGGACGGCAAGGAGGAGCCUGGCUCAGAUAGCGGCACCACUGCCGUUGUGGCUCUGAUCCGAGGCAAACAGCUGAUUGUGGCCAACGCAGGAGACUCCCGCUGCGUGGUCUCCGAGCGAGGGAAAGCUGUGGAUAUGUCUUACGACCACAAGCCCGAGGAUUGGGUGGAGCUGUCUCGCAUUAAAAAGGCCGGAGGCAAAGUGACCGUGGACGGGCGGGUCAACGGUGGUCUGAACCUUUCCAGAGCCAUCGGUGAUCAUUUCUACAAGAGGAACAAGGUUCUGCCCCCAGAGGAGCAGAUGAUUUCAGCCAUGCCCGACGUGAACGUUCUGACACUCAACGAUGACCAUGACUUCAUGGUCAUCGCCUGCGACGGCAUCUGGAAUGUGUUGAGCAGUCAGGAGGUGGUCGAUUUCAUCAGCGAGAGGAUCAAGCCAGAUCAGAGCGGCAGCGCCAGACCUCUUUCGUCCAUCGUGGAGGAGCUGUUGGACCAUUGCUUGGCCCCAGACACAUCUGGAGAUGGGACAGGGUGCGACAACAUGACCUGCAUGAUCAUCACCUUCCAACCACACCCCUGCCACGCUCAGACCCUGUCAGAUGACACAAAGAAGCGGAAGCACCCGGAGGGAGAGGAGAAUAAGGCGGAGGGAGGAGCCAAGCCCGAGAACAACGGGAAUGACAGCAAAAAGCCCAAAAGUGACCAAAAGUAAAGAGGAACUCUUUGGGUGCGCCAAGUAGCUGGUCCACCAGAAUUGAAGUCCUGACCUCACAUGAUGCUCACUUUAACCAUGCAGCAGAAGGUUUUCUGUUUUAGGUGGAUCCUCACUUUACACUCACCCUUUCAGUUGUUUCUGUCCUUCGCUCAUAUCAGAAAGACCCCCCAGGCCCCCCUUCCCCAACAUACACACAAACACGCACACUCCCCCCCUCACUAAUGACUGGCACCGAGAGCAGCUCAUCUUUUCCCAAGCUACAUUUGUAGAACGCGUUCCUGACUUUUUCCAAACCCUUUUCUCUACCUGGCUUUUUCACGCUUUAUUUUUCAUGGGAGUUUCCCCAAGAGCUGCACAAUGCUCCUUGGGUGUUAUGGAAUAGUUGACGCCUCCGCCAAGUGCCAUAAAAGUUGUGAUUUAUAUCUAUUUGUACAUCUUUAGACUGUUUGGAGGCAGAGCUUAGAGGCCAAGUUUGCCGUCACAGGCAGUGAUGAGACCAAAUGCGUGUUUUGGGUUCUGCACUGCAUUGCAUGCAUUUUCUUCAGUUUGUCAACAUUUCUCCGCCCCUUCUUUUUCUUCAUUCCUACAAAUGUGCAUUGUUUAAAUGAAUUUCUGGAAGAAUUUUUUUUAUCUCCCAAAACAUUAGACGUCCAUCCAGACAUUCAUUAUAUCUCUGUUUUCAAUAUCAUUUUUUUUUAGAAUAGGAUUUAUCUUAAGUGAAGGCCAUUUGUGCCCAAAUAACAGUAGCUCUAAGAUUGCAGAGGCGAAGUUUGUUUUUGAGUGGUACAAUUUGGAUUCGGUUUUUCGAUGGUUCUCUGACUCACCCACAUCGCUCAUUGUGACUUGAAGUUGGGGUCUCACAGUUCCCUUUUGUACAUAGUUUUCUUCCCUCCUGUCCUUGUACGUGAAGAUAAAAAUCACUUUCUUUGUAAUUGUAAGUCAGUGUAACAUUUUUGGUGCAUUCUCUUUUGACUCCAGUAUGUAAGUACAUUCAAAUAAAUUUUUUUAAAUAAGCAAAA